Molecule: messenger RNA, 901 nt
Organism: Brassicogethes aeneus
Lineage: Eukaryota; Metazoa; Arthropoda; Insecta; Coleoptera; Nitidulidae
Source: the annotation of a GenBank genome assembly
CAGCCAUGGUAGUCCAAAAACUCGGCAACAAUCGUUGGAAACGGUGACGCAACUCGCAGGCUAAGCGAAUCUCUCUCUAAUGCGCAGAGCGCGCGGUUUUAUUUCAACAAUAUUUUUCGCAAACUUUGAAUCGAAGAGUCCUAUACUGCGAUCCUCAAUUGUUCUGUGACAUUUGUUCAGUGCCUUCUUGACUAAUUGGAUAAUUUUUGCAAAAGGUUUUAAAUAAAUUUGAACCAUGGGCGAGUGCGCUAAGUGUUUACCAAGAAAUUUUUGCUGCUGUGGAUCCCUUAGGUUGGGAACCUUAGUGGCAGGAAUUUCAGGAAUAAUAUUAGCUAUUAUUGGGAUAAUAGUAAUUUUAUUGGUAAACGUAGACCUUAAAACCAUUGUGCUAGACUGGCUUCCAAAAUGGAUUGUUCAAAUUAUUAUUGUCAUAAACCUGGUAAUGACUAUAAUUAUAUCGUCUCUUCUCAUAGCUGGAACCUUAAAACGUAAUAUGUAUCUUAUGGCACCUUGGAUUAUAUUAGGAUUUAUGUUGGCUAUUGGUUUGUUAGUAUCUAUACUAAGAACUUCAAUUAACUUUUAUAUUGAACAUGAUAAUUUAAAUGGUUCCCUCUGGUUGGUCCUGGGACUUAUAGCUUUCGUUGUUUACUGCUAUAUGUGGCUUAUAGCAUUUAGUUUCUUUUACAUUAUAUACCAAGAAUCUGGAAGAGGAGCGUACACUAAAGACCCCUUUAGGAGACAAUAUUAAUUAAUAAUAUUUUCAAUGUUUAAGUUUUUAGGGGCUUACAAUAAGACUGACAUCAAAAAUAUUUAAUUUUAACUUCCACAUACUUAAAUAUGCCCCAUUCUUUGCUUAGGAUUUUGUCUAAACUCAUUUAGUAUUGUUAAUUUUCUAACAUCG